CACGCUGCUUCGUCGUCAAGAUGUUUCCCAAAGGUGGACCAAGGGAUGAUCCUACACGCUUGCAGUCAGGAUUACGGGGGAAUGUGACGAGCUUUCCUAUGAACACAGAAGAUAUCCUCAGUAUGCUUCAAGGGCAGAAAUUGCCCCGUCCUGUGGAGAUCCUCGCCUCUGUCAUAUCAGUAACUUAUGUUGGUGUCGGCAAUGUGCCGCAGCAUAUGCUCAAAUCGACAUUUCGUAUUCGGAGAAAGGCAGUAUUGGCUGCACUUCAAUGGCUGAUGAAGCAUAAUAAAUGCUUCUCAGAAUAUACGAUGGACAAGGCUGUGUUGAACUCCCUGCCAGAAGAUGACGUACCUUUGGAGAUAAAGGCCGCCAUUCGUCAAGAAACAGAAAUAAGUGCUCUCCUCAAAGAGCAUGACUCAUACGUACCUGGAAAUGGUGUGUUCCUGCCUGCAUUCAAGCACUCUAAACUUACCUUCUUGCAAUGAUAGACAUUGAUGACGGUGACGAAUCAUGUAGCG
Molecule: messenger RNA, 518 nt
Organism: Cantharellus anzutake
Lineage: Eukaryota; Fungi; Basidiomycota; Agaricomycetes; Cantharellales; Hydnaceae
Exons: 1
Coding region: 21-485 (154 amino acids)
Source: RefSeq, a predicted model, not a curated record